This is a messenger RNA of Acyrthosiphon pisum (pea aphid), 2246 nucleotides long. Its product is annotated as leucine-rich repeat-containing protein 15. Gene Ontology annotation, cellular component: extracellular matrix. Gene Ontology annotation, molecular function: protein binding. The transcript is spliced from 4 exons. The record is from RefSeq and is a predicted model, not a curated record. NCBI's taxonomy places the organism in Eukaryota, Metazoa, Arthropoda, Insecta, Hemiptera, Aphididae. Bases 496 to 1995 code for a protein of 499 amino acids.
GUGUUUGGUCAUUCAAAAUGAUGGGAAAAAUAUCACUUGGUAAUAAUCAUGUUAUUAUCUAUAAUUACGAAUGUACAUAAAUACAGCUGCUGCAGUUGAUAUUAUCUAUUCGAUCGUUAGGUGGAUUAAAAAAUGCGCAACCCGUUUCUCGAUGCGCAUAAAUUAAAACGAUCGUUAACUACAGUAGGUCUCUCUUGUUCGACGACUGUUGUUGACGGUUAUUAAUCGCUGCUGGCACGCGCACGACAGUGCACCCACGGGACGGCCAGAGUACGUUGGCAACACUGAGUCAUCAGAGAAACUACUGGCUGCGGAGCGUUUAACACUGUCGUUCGUCAGUACUCAGUAUCCGUGAAAUAUCGUUUCAAACAUUACGCGGCCUACGACAUUUUAUGAUUUUCGUUAUUUUCACAGUUUGUCCGAGUAAAGCGUCCAACAACUCGGAACAAAUGAGAUCCAACCGCCAUAUAAAACGCAUUAAAAGAUAACUCGAAAAUGGAUUCAUUAACGAUUAUUUUGACGACCAUCAUACUACAAAAGCUCACGAAUGCGUUGGACGCGGCGGCCACCGUGUGCGAUAACGAAAUGGCUUGCAAAUGCGCCAACAACACAGUGUCGUGCACGACACUAGAACAAGAUGGAGCGUUCAUUCUUCCGUACGGAACACAAGUCGUACAUUUCGACAACGUUCCUAUCGCGAUCGUCAACAACGGCACGUUUGAAAAUGGCAAGCUACUGCGAGAAAUCACAUGGGUGGCGAGCAAGAUAAAAUUAGUGGAGGCAUUGUAUCACAAUGAUCUUAAGUACUUAGAUUUAUCUAGAAACGAUAUUUUUAAACUGUCAGAUGAUACAUUCCACAACUGCCUUCGUUUAGAGUACAUAGACCUGUCUGACAAUCAACUGAAUAUUUUAUCAGACAAUUUAUUUUUACACACUAGCUCACUGGUAACGGUCAACUUAGAGAAAAAUCAUUUUAGUUCAAUAUCAGACAACUUGUUCAAACAUACUAUUAAUUUGAAAAACCUUAGUAUAGGCAAUCCAAAUUUAUCUUUACUAGAUACAAAUUCAAUGGCAAACUUGUACAAUCUGGAAUACCUUAGUAUUCAAAAUUGUGGAAUAAGAAAUCUCAAUCAAAGUUCCUUUGGUGAACAUAAUAUGUAUCUAUAUAGUGUUAUACUAAAUAACUGUACACAUUUAACAUCAAUUGACAACAAUUUCAUUAGUUCUUCGCCAAACAUUAAAAUUAUAGAAAUUAACGACUGUGGUACAAUUGAUUUCUUACCACCUAGUAUUGUUUCUCUUAAGAACCUACAACAUUUACGAAUGUCAAAUACAGAACUUCAACCAAAUUGUCAAAAUGGAUGGUUUAGCCAAUGGUUCAAUAAUGAAACAACUACUGUAGUUGGUUAUGAAAAGUAUUCAAAUUUUAUUGAAUCACUGAAUGAAAUUAACUGCCCACCAAACAUAUACUAUACAAACAGUCCUAUUACACUACAGUUAACCAAAAAAGGAAUUAUUAAUUGUAUGGCUUAUGGAAAUCCACUUCCAUCAAUUACUUGGUUAGUGCCAGGUGGAUUAACAUUUCACGAAAAUAAACAAGCCGAUAUAAAUAUAUCACACCAUCCAAACGUCCAUAACUGGGAUCUAAAUCAAAUAGUUAGUCAAUCACUUAUAACUGACAAAAAUGGAUCUUUACAUAUUCUACGAAUGCUAAGAACCCAUAUUGGUAAUUAUACUUGCUAUGUAUCAAAUAAAUAUGGAAACAGUUCCAAACUAGUGGAAGUACAUCUAGACAGUGAAGUAUUUUUCAGUAUCAAAAUAAAUGCACUGUUAUUAGGAAUAUCGUCAGCACUAGGAUUUUUAAUGCUAACUAUACUAUGUUGUGCUUUCAAGCUACUAUUAAUAAGACUGAAUUGUAUAAAAAAACGGAGUCAACAGACAGAAACAGAAAUGGGAUCUACAGAAAAACCAAACAUUUUUCCAGCAGAUGUUUAGUUGUAAAUAAUUGUUACAUGAAAUUGUCUUAUGGUCAAUGUCAGCUAGUCCUACUGACGGAAAUGGAAUUAAAUUGGAAUCUACCCUACAAUAAAGAAAGUUGUGUAUGUAAUAAAUAAUAAUAAUAAUAAAAAAAAUGUUAUGUUGUUUAAUUAUAUUUUCAUAUUAUUGUCUAUUGAAUUUUGUAGAUUUUUGUAUUAUUUUUGUAUAAUAAAAUAAAAUAAGGGAUAUUAAUUAUACUAAAUGAAAAA